AAGAUCACUUUCUCACAACCCUUCACUGUUUUGCUCAGCAGCCAGGCACAUUGGAACAGCUCACUGAUAAAAUUCAAGGAUUUACUGGGAAUAUCCCUGCUUCUCUGUUUUUUUUCUCUCUCUCUCCCUCUCUCUUCUUCUCGCUCUCUCUGUCUGGAGAUACACUGCUGAUGUGUACGGAGAGAGAGAGCUGGAACUGCAUCUUACCAUCAGGACAUAUAGAGCUUGAGAGUGUCAGUCUCUCCAUCAGCAUGAAAAGGCGCAGGAGCGCACAGUGACUGAGGGCUGCCCAUACACCAGGGAUCCGGCUUGUUACCCUCAUCUCUGUGAAGUAGAUCCCUUUUCAUUCAUUCUUAACUGAGGGCUGCAGAUGAAGACGUUGCCUGAACACUGCCACAGGAAGCAUCAAUGAACAAUAUUCCAAACACAUCAUGUCUUGCGAAUGUGGAUCAUUUGUUUUUGUGUUUAUUGAGCAGUAAACACUCGGUUCAGCUGCAAGUAAAUAUCUCUCCCUCCGUGAUGAAUUGGAUGACUGCAAUCUGGAUGUAAGCAGAACCAUCAUUUCAUGUUGUCCCUGCUUCCUGUAACUUGUGUCAAAAUGCCUGAAAGACUUGGGGAAACAUUCAUGGAUGUUUGGACUCCAUUCAUCAUAUUAUGGAUUGCUGUUCUUCCUCAUGUUUAUAUGGCUCCGAGGAAUGAUUCCUAUGUACUUUCGAUUGAUGCCACAAUGGAACUUGAUGGAGUCGCUGAUGAACAUAAAGUGUUAAACAGAUCCAAGAGAGGCUGGGUAUGGAAUCAAAUGUUCGUGUUGGAAGAGUUUUCUGGACCUGAACCAAUACUAGUUGGAAGGCUUCACACGGACCUGGAUCCUGGGAUUAGCAAAAUCAAGUAUAUUCUUUCCGGAGAGGGAGCUGGCACAAUCUUUGUGAUCAAUGACAAGACCGGAGAUAUUCAUGCAAUGAAAAGACUUGAUCGCGAGGAGAAGGCUGAAUACACAUUAACAGCCCAGGCUGUUGAUAGGGAUACAAACAAACCUUUGGAACCCCCUUCAGAAUUUAUAAUUAAAGUUCAGGACAUUAAUGAUAAUGCACCGGAGUUCCUUAAUGGACCAUAUCACGCCACUGUGCCUGAGAUGUCCGUUGUGGGUACAUUUGUCACCAAGGUAACAGCAACUGACGCAGAUGACCCAGUGUACGGAAAUAGUGCUAAAUUGGUUUACAGCAUUUUGGAAGGCCAGCCUUAUUUUUCUAUUGAACCUCAUACAGCAAUCAUUAAGACAGCACUUUCAAACAUGGAUAGAGAAGCAAGAGAGGAAUAUCUUGUUGUCAUUCAAGCCAAGGACAUGGGUGGCCACAUGGGAGGACUCUCCGGAACAACAACUGUUACUGUGACCCUCACUGAUGUUAAUGACAACCCUCCAAAGUUUGCAAUGAGUCAGUAUCAGUUUGUAGUCCCAGAGGACAUUGCUAUUGGUGAUGCACUUGGACGGGUGAAGGCAAAUGAUCGAGAUACUGGAGACAAUGCUAAAUCAGCGUUUGAUAUCAUUGAUGGUGAUGGGAAAGAUAUGUUUGAAAUCGUUACUGAUUCCCAGACACAGGAUGGAGUAAUUCGAUUACGAAAGCCUCUGGACUUCGAGAGCAAAAAAUCCUAUACUCUGAAGGUAGAAGCAGUCAAUGUUUAUAUUGAUCCACAUUUCAUCAGUGGAGUACCGUUCAGAGAUACCGCAACAGUAAAACUUACGGUGGAGGAUGCUGAUGAACCACCUGUGUUCUCAUCACCUACUUAUCUAUUGGAAGUCCAUGAAAAUGCAGCCAUCAAUGGUGUGAUCGGCCAGGUGACAGCUCGAGACCCGGAUGUGACGUCAAGUCCUAUAAGAUUUUCCAUUGACCGACAUACAGAUCUAGAUCGACAAUUUAACAUUAAUGCCGAUGACGGCAAAAUAACUCUGGCAACGGCCCUUGACAGAGAGACCAGCAUGUGGCAUAAUAUCACAGUUGUAGCUACAGAAGCCAGAAACCACAGUCAAAUAUCAAGGGUGCAAGUUGCAAUUAAGGUUCUUGAUGUCAAUGAUAAUGCUCCUGAAUUUGCAACAGAUUAUGAAGCAUUUUUGUGUGAGAAUGGCAAACCUGGGCAAAUUAUUCAGACAGUCAGCGCUAUUGACAAGGAUGACCCAAGAAAUGGCCACUUCUUCUUCUACAGUCUUCUACCUGAAAUGGUCAAUAACCCAAACUUCACCAUCAAAAAUAAUGAAGAUAAUUCCCUCAGUAUCUUGGCUCGGCACAAUGGAUUUAACCGCUUGAAGCAAGAAGUAUACCUCCUACCAAUCAUAAUAAGUGACAGCGGUAACCCUCCAAUGAGCAGCACCAGUACCCUUACUAUACGGGUCUGUGGUUGUAGUAGUGAUGGCAUAGUGCAGUCAUGUAACGCUGAAGCAUAUGUUCUGCCAAUUGGACUCAGCAUGGGAGCACUGAUAGCCAUUUUGGCAUGUAUUGUUCUGCUUCUAGUGAUUGUUGUGCUCUUUGUCACCCUCCGAAGACACAAAAAUGAGCCACUAAUAAUAAAGGAUGACGAAGAUGUUCGUGAAAAUAUAAUACGCUAUGAUGAUGAAGGGGGGGGAGAAGAAGAUACAGAGGCAUUUGAUAUUGCAACUCUGCAAAAUCCUGAUGGAAUUAAUGGAUACUUACCUCGUAAGGAUAUCAAGCCUGAUUUCCAGUUUAUGCCCAGACAAGGUCAUACAUCUACUCCUAAUGGCGUUGACGUGGAUGAAUUUAUUAAUGUAAGGCUGCAUGAGGCUGACAAUGAUCCCACUGCACCUCCUUAUGACUCAAUCCAGAUUUAUGGUUAUGAAGGACGAGGAUCAGUGGCUGGUUCUCUAAGUUCCUUGGAGUCUUCAACAUCAGACUCAGAUCAAAAUUUUGACUACCUCAAUGAUUGGGGUCCUCGUUUUAAAAGACUUGGAGAACUUUACUCAGUUGGAGAAAGUGACAGAGAAACUUGACAAUGAAUCAACACUUUUGCAUCCUGGACUUUACAAAUCUGUAAUAUUUUAGGGUCAUUGUUAGUCAAGACUAAUAUGGCCAACAUGUUUUAGAGACAAUUUAGCACCAGUCAUCUAUAAGAAAAAAUCAAGUACAUUGUAAUGUUGAACCAAAAAUUGUGUACGUUAGGGGGUCAGUCUUGUGGAGUAAAGUUUGUGAAGUAUCUAGAAGUCAAGUCAUUGGAUGUUCAAUAUUCACUUGGACCACCAUGAAGAGUGGAGUUUUGGCAUCUGGGAUGUCUGGAAAACAGAGCACUUACAAAAAGUUUGAACUUCAGGCAAGUGGAUUGUUGCUCUGUGAUAAUGUCUUCUACCAAUAAAGUCUACUGCAACAUUUUGAAAAAAAAUAAAAAAGGAACUAACCACUUUUUACAAAAGCAAUAUUUGGUCUUCUGAUGAAUUUUGAUAACUUACUAAUUCCCAACUGACUUCCACUGUGCGAUGACUAUACAUUGUACAUAUUUGGUGGUCAACAAGCCACCAACUACACAUCGUCCUUACAUGUUUUUGAGCCUUAAAAGAUUCUCAUGUCCUAUCACUAAUGAAAAAAUUAUAAAGUUCAACUAUGGUGUUUAGGUGAACGGACAUCUCCCCACAAGAGGUAAUUUAAUAAGGCUUGCUUUUCCUGAGCCUUACUGCCAAGAAUUUGCAAGCACCUCUAAAUAAAUUUGAAUAAAGAAGAAAUAAUUAAAUAUACAUAUAUAUAUAUAUAUAUAUAUAUGUAAUUGCUGUAUGUUGUUUCAAACCUUAUUUAUUUGUUAAUUUCUCAAACUGCUAUUUUAUUGCCUUUAUUUUGUUUCAUGUCUUUAUUUAUGGAAGAAAGAAAUAUGUUUAAAAAAAUAUAUGUAAUCUAUAUCAAUUAAUUGAUCAUUUAUUUUUUUGUACGCACAUAUUAAAUGUUAAAAUUCAUAUACACUUUAAAAUUGUAUGCGGCUUUUACCACCGCAAGAGGUAAUUUAAUAAAGGGGGAAUGUAUAUUUGCAGUAGUUGAAUUUUAAUGGAAGGCUGAUAGGAGAAAAACUUUUUUUCCGAAGGACUUUGUCAGUUUUUAUAUUUUGUUCAAAAUUACAGUAUGAUAUAUGGUGUUUUUUAUUACAAGCACAAACAUCUGGAAGUAAACAGGUUCAUGUGAAUAUUUAAACUUUAGAAUUUUAGAGUUUUACACAUUACACUGUACAGUGACAGAAAUCGCGCUUGUAGUUAUCCAGUGUUCUAGAGCAAAAAUCAGUGUAUAUAUAAUUUUAGUGCUUUUGUCAGCAUUUCUUUCUAUGAUAUUUGGUAGUUAUGCACAGGGAUUCUUGCACAUAAAAUCUGGCAGCACCAGCGGCUGCACUCAUAAUAAAAUUGCAAUUAUAAGUAGAAAUUGUAUUAUAAAUUGAAGUAUCACAUGCAGAACAUUUUAAUUUUAUACUUUGCUCUGAGGCUAUAUUAUCAUUUGUUUAUUUACUUCAUGUAUUGAAAAAUUCCUGUAUUGUUUACUACAUGGUGAAAUAUAUUUUUAUAAAUA
This is a messenger RNA of Pseudophryne corroboree (corroboree frog), 4544 nucleotides long. RefSeq names its product cadherin-8. Gene Ontology annotation, cellular component: catenin complex; adherens junction; axon terminus. The record is from RefSeq and is a predicted model, not a curated record. The coding region runs from base 566 to 2998 and encodes 810 amino acids. Gene Ontology annotation, biological process: synaptic transmission, glutamatergic; adherens junction organization; cell-cell adhesion mediated by cadherin. NCBI's taxonomy places the organism in Eukaryota, Metazoa, Chordata, Amphibia, Anura, Myobatrachidae. The transcript has 12 exons. Gene Ontology annotation, molecular function: cadherin binding; calcium ion binding.